AUGGGAAGUGGUUCUUCAAAAUAAAAAGCAGAUGUAAGUACUAAUACUGAAACAAUUUAAUAAAAAAUUUAACCAAUUUAGGCUAAACCUUAAGAAUUAAAAAAGGACGAUUAAACUAAUAAAUACAAUUAAGCCAAACCUAACAAUAUCACAUACAAUAAGAUUGUAGAAAUACCUAAAAAGGAUUUACCUAUUGUUAAAGCAACCAAUUAGUAUGACAAUUCAAUCUAAAAAAAACAAAUAAAUUAAGGUUAUUGUGAUUAAUAAAAAGUAAAUCUAUCCUAUCAUUAUAAGACAUAAAUAUGUUACAACACCGAAAUCUUUAAAAAAAGGAAGACCAAAUCUUAUAAUAAAGGAAUGAUUAACAAAACAUAGAUUAUCAAUUUUAUAAUUAUGGAUUAAUAAAUAUGAAAAAAAACGCACCUAAAAAAAAAAUGUAAUAAUUUCUUGAGAAUAUCAAAAUUGGCAAUCAAAGAUAAUAGUUUAAUUUGAAUAAUAAUUAAGAAAAUGCUGGAAAAUCACCAUUUAGAGCUGCAAAUUUAUCAUUCCAAGCUGAUAAAGAUGAGAAAAUAAAGGAAUUAAAUUUUAAAAAAUUAUAAUAACCAAUCUAAAAUACUUUUUACAAUUAUCAAUCACCUCAUUUAGUAGGUUAAAAACCAAUUUAAAAGCCAGGAAAAAAUCAAUACUUACCAGCAUUAUUUUAAGAAUAAUAAAGAAAAGAGGAAAUUAAAUAUAAACCAUAAUAAAAUAUAAAAAUAUUAGAAAUAAUUGAAUUAGAUUAUAUAGACAUCUAUAACUAAAUUUUCAAUAAGAAAACUUAAGGAAGAUUUUCAAAUUAAUUUCCAUGUAAACAUUCUGAAUGCAAAACGGUCGCACAUAAAUUGUAAUUGUCAUAAUCAUACACCUUAUUCUUAUUAAAACAAGAUAUUGUAUUAUUUUUAUUAUAAAAUAUAGCUUAAUUGA
Paramecium pentaurelia is the source of this 963-nucleotide messenger RNA. The record is from the annotation of a GenBank genome assembly. NCBI's taxonomy places the organism in Eukaryota, Ciliophora, Oligohymenophorea, Peniculida, Parameciidae.